Molecule: messenger RNA, 1434 nt
Organism: Lathyrus oleraceus (garden pea)
Lineage: Eukaryota; Viridiplantae; Streptophyta; Magnoliopsida; Fabales; Fabaceae
Exons: 4
Coding region: 1-1434 (477 amino acids)
Source: RefSeq, a predicted model, not a curated record
AUGGGUCAAAUAGCACAACAAUUAGCCUCGAGUUCUCAAGGACAAGGUGCUCUACCUAGUGCAACUGUGACAAAUCCUAGAGAGCAUAAUAAUAUGAGUGUUGUGACAACAAGAAGUGCUAAAUAUGAUGAAGUAUUUGAGGAGAUGGAUGAAGAGGAAGAUCAAUUGAUCGAAGUGGAUCUUGAGAUCAAAGAAAACGAAGCUGUAAGGGAAGAAUUGGUGGCACUGAAACCAGUAGUGAAAGAGACAGUCACUGAGCCUAAGCCGGUUAUUAAGCUUCCUUUUCCCACCAGAAACAAGAAAAAGGGGCAACAUGAGAAAAACUUUGAGAAGUUCCUAGAGUUGUUCAAGAAGCUAGAAAUUAACAUUCCGCUUUUGGAAGGUAUGAAGAUCCCAAUGAAGAAGAAAGAUCAAGGAGCGGUCACUAUUCCUUGUACCAUUGGAGAUAGGUCAUUCAAUAAAGCUCUUAUUGAUCUAGGAGCAAGUGUGAGUCUCAUGUCAUUAUCCAUUUACAAGAAGCUUGGUAUAGGGGUUAUGCAAGAUACCAAUAUGACAAUCCAAUUUGCCGAUCAUUCGGUCAAGAAACCCUACGGUAUUAUUGAAGAUGUUCUGGUGAAAAUUGACAAGUUUGUAUUCUCGGUGGAUUUCAUGAUUCUAGAAAUUCCUGAAGAUGAAGAGAUCCCUCUCAUUCUUGGGAGACCCUUUUUAGAGACGGGAAGGUGCUUGAUCAACAUAGAAGAAGGGACUAUGACGUUGAAGGUUUAUGAUGAGGAAUUAAAUAUUGAUGUUCGUAACACCAUGAAGUACAAAGAUGAUACGUGUACCAGUUAUACUAUAGAGGUUCUAGAUCAAGUGAUGACGUAUGAUAGUCCUUUGAAUUCACCACGGUUACCUUUGGAAAGAGUGUUGAGUUUGUCCAUUUUCGACAGUGAUAAAGAAGUGGACAACGGGGAAUCCGAAGUGCUAGCCUUGAUGGAUGCACAACCCCCGUGGAAAGGAUCUCGACCACACCGGUGGGAAGAUUUACGACUACCUCAAACUAGCGAGGAGGAUAAAGAGCUCAAGAAGGGAACAAAGUUGAAACAACUUCCUGAGAAUCUCAAAUAUGUCUUUCUCGAUUCUGAAGGUAAAUGCCAUGCUAUCAUAAAUUUGAGCCUAAAGAAUAUCCAAGAAGAGAAGCUCAUCCAAGUCCUAAAAAACUACAAAAAUGCUAUUGGAUGGGCAAUUGAGGAUUUGAAAGGGGCAGUUCUAGGACAACGAAGACAGAAGUUGCUACAUGUCAUUUACUAUGCUAGUCAUGUGCUAAACCCUGUAGAGAUGAACUAUGCAACUAUUGAGAAAGAGUUAUUGGCCGUGGUUUAUGCAUUUGACAAAUUCAGGAUUCUAAGCCGAGGCUUCUCAGGUGGAUCUUACUCCUCCAAUAAUUUGAUGUAG